GUUUUUUUUUUGUCAGGGGUUAUCACGGCGUGGGGCGUUAAGUAAGCGGGUCCUUCCGACAACCUCGCGCCUGGAGAGAGUCGCUGGGUCUGGGGCAGAGAGGCAAAUCCUCCUCGCUGCUCGCUGCUGCGCUCCGGACCUCCGGCGAGAAGUGGAGGGUGGUCUCCAGGAUGAAAGCGGGCGUUUUCUCCCCAAAUUCAGAUAUCCUGCGUUCAUAUGUGUGUUUAUCAGCUCGCAGCAAUGCUCAGUUGCUUUUAGGUUUGUGUCUAUUUUUCUAUUGUGUGCUGUGCUGGAGCCUGAAGUGGGCGUCGCUCCAGGACAAGACUGGGCUUUCGCUGGCUGCCCGCUUUUCUCUCGCAGGACUGCAGCACUUCUUCUCCGUUUUUGUGUAGGUCGACUGGUGCCUGAAUUAAGGGAGUAAUAGCUCGGUUUAGAUACUUGCUUUUGGUGAGACAUAUGAGGAGCACUAUGGGAGUGUUGCGGGCGUUGCACCGUGUGGGUUUAUCGGGCGGUGGUGGAGCCUGUCGCUGCAGAAAGCAACGCGCAAUUACAAAUGAAUGCAGAGUCGAGGCGACAUGAGGAUGGAUUAAAUAGGUUAGAAUAAGAACUAUUCUGCAAAAUAGGGUUGCGGCAUUUUUUUUUUUUUUGUCUCUUUUUUUGCAUGGCUUUAUUUCCUCUUCCCCAUGAGUCUGUUGUGUUUGUAACAUCAGAGAUUUCUUCCUCCCUCAGGGAUGAUUAUAGGGUUUUUUUUUGCCACCCGAUGCUCUCCUGACUGGAGUCGGGUGUUGCCCAUUAGAAGAAGGGUUUUUGAUUGAAUGCACGCCUCAGCCAAUCACAGCGCAGAGUGAAGUCCGGGUGGGCGGAUGGUUCUUCUGCAGAGCUGGAGAUAGUCCAGUGCAGAAACAAAGACAGGGUGGAGAUGUGACAGCUCCAUCAGUGGGGUGUGUUUGCUGUGUGACCUGCUUUUCAUAUUGAGGGUCUGUACCAUAAAACAUUUACCAGAAGCAGGUGAUAAGAUCAGAUGUACUUUUAAAAAAAAAAAAAAAAUACUUGCUCCCUCACACACUUUUUCUCUGCUUUUUAUUAGUCAACGUUUCGGUCAACAAGGACCUUCAUUAGGACAUUCAUUAUUAUUUUUAAUGUCCUUGAACCCCCAGUUAAUAAACACCCACGUCAGCACACAGUGUUCCUGUCGCUCUAACUGGGCUUCGGUCUUUAGGGCUGAGCAGGAAGUGCCUGACUGUGUGGACCCUGGACGAGAAUAAAAAAGAAAAAGAGCACCGAAAAAAAAGGCUAAAGAGAAAUUAAAAAAAAAAUGGAAAUGGUGGCAGACUUGGGGGCGAGUAGACUCUAUCGGGCGCCGGGUGAAUCAAGUCACCGGCAGCCCCAGAGGUGGUUCAACACCGCUGACAUCACAGUGGCUCACCAAAGCAGCCUGCUGAAGCAGCUCAACCAGCAGCGCCGCCAGGAGCUUUUCUGUGACUGCAGCGUGCUGGUGGAGGGCCAGCUCUUCAGGGCCCACCGCAACGUUCUGUUCGCCAGCAGCGGCUACUUCCGCAUGCUGCUGUCCCAGGGGCCUGACGGGCUGUCCGACUCUGUCAACGCCACCUUUGAUGUCUUCAGCCCCGAGACCUUCACCGUCAUCCUGGAUUUCAUCUACUCUGGCCAACUGGAGUUGGCCAGUCACAAUGUGAUCGAGGUGAUGUCUGCAGCCAGCUACUUGCAGAUGAACAAUGUCAUCAACUACUGCAAGAACUUCAUCAAAUCCUCUUUGGAAAUCAGUGUGAAAGAUGAAGACAGUGACCGCUGCCUUAGCUUGUCUGAGACCUGCAGUUUUACCAGUGGAGCAGGGGAAGAGAACUCAGAGCAGCAGCAGCAAGGCCCCAGCUCGGUCAGCCCACCACCGGCACUCUGGACCAGGGACAACUCCAGAUCCCAGACUGGCUUUAUGGGGAAAGACCCAGACCAGGAGUCAUCGGCCUCAACCCUGAAGACGAACCCAAGCAGCCCUGCUGAUGAUAUCAAGGCAGAGGCAGAGGACCUACAGGACCCUCAGGACCCUCUGUACAUCUUACCUGGAUCAGAGCGCCGGCGAAGUAAAGGGGGAACCAAGAGGAGAGCAUCCAACAGCAUUCGCUCCCACCAACCUGAUGACUUAGACCUUGAGGAGGCGAGGACAAAAAAGGCUGAAAAGGCAGAGGAGCUGUAUGCGACUCUACCACCCAUUGUGGGUGUUAUUGGACACUUUAAUAAAGACUCCAACCCCAUUAUGCGCUUCAAAUGUCCAUUUUGCACACACACGGUGAAGAGGAAGGCAGACCUGAAGCGCCACUUGCGCUGCCACACUGGAGAGAGGCCGUACCCAUGUCAGGCCUGCAAUAAGCGUUUCACUCGCCUGGAGCAUCUUCGUAGCCAUUUUGAGACAAUCCAUCAAGCCAGGAAGCUGGUGUGCAGGAAGUGUAAGUGUCAGGUGACAGAAGACACUGGGCAUGUGGUGUGUGAGGGCACACGGCGCUAUCGCAUGUGCACCGCGUGCAUCCAGGAAGUGGAUUGUGAUGACAUCCCCAUGGACAGUCUAGAUAGUGCCAAUGACGAGCCAGCCCUGUUAUUGGGGGUGGACGGAGAGGAGGAGGGGGACAGCAAGAGGAGCUGGAUGGUAACCGAUGACGAUGACCUGGCUGAAGACUCGGGGGCUGACCUCAUCAUCCAACAAGUGGACGACAGUGAUGAGGAGCUGCAGUGAAAUGGAACCAAAGUGUGUGUCUGCUAAAGCCAUGCAAGAGAAUUUAUGCAUAAAAUAUGUGAUCUACUUAUGUAAAUACAUACAUUAUUAUAUAUUAGUUGUCUAUUAGUUAAAUGCAACAAGGUUAAUCUGUACUUUCAAUGAGAUGUUGACCUUUGUGACAAAAUGGAAUGCUUUUUGUUGCUUCAUAAAGAUAUGCAGUAUCCAAAGCAUGCAUAUUCAGCGUUUCCUUUACUUCAAUUAUAGUUAAAUAAUAGCUCUUUCAAAGAUAUGUUUUAUUCAUAUGCAUGGGACAAUACGUUUGCUACUACUUUUUUGGGACUCUACUUUGAUAAAAGCUGACAUUUGAGGAAAACCCAAGGACAGAAUAAUGACUCUUGCUAUUUCCCGUCUCCCUGUAGGGAAAGUCCAGAGCAGACUUUUUCCCAAUGUCGCAGGGUUGCAGUUUUUUAUGAUUAUGUGUGAUUAUUAUAUGCAUUAUGAUAUAAAACCAAUUAUAAUUUA
This is a messenger RNA of Sebastes umbrosus (honeycomb rockfish), 3247 nucleotides long. It is a transcript of the gene zbtb8a, whose product is annotated as zinc finger and BTB domain containing 8A. The transcript has 4 exons. Gene Ontology annotation, biological process: regulation of transcription by RNA polymerase II. The record is from RefSeq and is a predicted model, not a curated record. Bases 1316 to 2743 code for a protein of 475 amino acids. Gene Ontology annotation, molecular function: DNA-binding transcription factor activity, RNA polymerase II-specific; protein binding; RNA polymerase II cis-regulatory region sequence-specific DNA binding. Lineage: Eukaryota; Metazoa; Chordata; Actinopteri; Perciformes; Sebastidae.